Messenger RNA from Cynocephalus volans (Philippine flying lemur), 5296 nucleotides. Its product is annotated as kinesin-like protein KIF28P. Gene Ontology annotation, biological process: microtubule-based movement. Gene Ontology annotation, molecular function: microtubule motor activity; ATP binding; microtubule binding. Lineage: Eukaryota; Metazoa; Chordata; Mammalia; Dermoptera; Cynocephalidae. The record is from RefSeq and is a predicted model, not a curated record.
AUAUGCCAAUCUUAAACUAAGGAUGAUCGAACUAUUGAUUUUUUUUAAUUGCUAUUUUAUAAUUUAUGCACUUUGAUUCUGUGAUUAAGAUUUCUAAUCAUAAUGUUUUGGGGAGGUUGGCUGUUACUAUGUUGAAAUUGAAUUAUGGGCAUGUAAUUUUGCUGCCUUUUUGUGGUUUCACAAAUUUUGUGUAAUCUACCUCAAAUGAGUAAUUUUCCAAGUAAUGCAUUGGUUAACCACAAUGUUAGCAUUUCUUGUUCAGCAAGUUUAAAUGCUAUUUAUCUUUAAGUCUCUUAAUUAUUGAGACUUAAUUAUUCAGGUUAGGUUGACCGCUUCACUGCUCACUAGCAACCUCAUAAAGGCAUUUGAGAAGGGAAAUGUAAAAUAAUAAAUCUGUUUUAUGGAUAUUCACUGCACCUUGUGUGUGCCUAAUACUGAUAGGAGAAGUUUGAUGAGAUUUUAUAAUAUUCUUGCUGUGAAGGAGCUUGCUACUGAGUCACAGAAAUCCCUUAAUAUAUUCAGGUUUUAAAACUGGCAUAUCACAGGACCUCAGGCACAGAUUAUUAAGGAUGGGAAGAGUGAGAGUAGAUGUGGAAAAAGAAAAAACAAAAAUACCCUGUUCUCUACAGUAUGACUGUGUGCAAUCAAAUAAUGAUGCUUGAUAUAGGCUAUAAAGUCAACAAAUAAAUAGGCAAUUGAUAGUGUGUAAUGAGUGGACCCUUAAUAAUUGAUCUAGAAACAAACUGCUUUUGUUGGCUAAGCUUUCAAUGUGAAGCAUAGCAGAGUGCUGUCUACACUAUUUUUCUACCAAAUAACAAUAUGGAUAAUGAGAAAAUGAUGAAAAUUCCCAUGAUGUCCACAGUGAAAGUAGCAGUACGAGUGAGGCCUUUUAGUCAGGGAGAGAAGAAUUCUGGAAGCAAAUGUGUAAUUUCCAUGCAUUCCAGGACUACUACCACUAUACAGGACCCUAAGAAUCCAGAGCAUGUGAAGACAUUUACUUUUGACCUGGUAUUUUGGUCUCACAAUGGAUUUCAAAAGGAUAAAGAUGGUGUCCUUAUUUCAACUGAUCCUAGUAGCAGGUUUGCAGGCCAGGUUACGUUCAGCAUGCUGGAAACUUACAACGGACAGGUAAGAGAUUUGCUCUCUAGAACCAAAAAACCUGGAGGACUGAAAGUGAGAGAGGAUCCGUGGCUGGGAUUUUACGUGGAAGGUCUGAAGUCGGGGCCUUGGGAGGACUAUGCACAAAUCGAAAGGCUGAUGGAACCAGGGAUGAGAGGAAGACACGUGGAGAGGACCACGGCCUCGACCCACGUGAACGCCAGCAGCAGCCGGUCCCACGUGGUCGCCAUCCAGGUCAAGCAGGUUUUCCUAGACAGAGACCUCACCAAACAAUCCAGCAUUAAUUUGGUGGAUUUAGCAGGAAGUAAAAGGCAGAAAUCUUCAAGAUCCGAAGGAGACAGGCUGAGGGAAGGAUCACGAGUUAACUUAAGUUUAACCAACUUAGGAAAUGUUAUCAGUGCUCUGGCUGACGCAGCCAUAGGGAAGAAAGUCUUGCACAUUCCCUACAGAGGUUCUGUGCUGACCAAACUGCCCCGGUCGGCUCUGGGUGGGAACAGCAGAACUAGUUUGAUAACAGCCAUAAGUCUGGCUGACAUCUGCUAUGAGGAAACUUUAUCCACACGGAGAUACGCUGAAAGGGCUAAAAAGAUCCAGAAAAAAGCUGUGGUCAACACCUGGAUGCUGAGGACAGCAUCGAGGGCAGAGAACAGCAAGCUGCUGUUCAGAUGUGGGGACUGCAGACUGGGGGACUCUCUGCUAGUGGCAGCGUUCCCUGCGCCCCCAUCCCACCGUCACACCGGGCAGCCCCGCCUGGCGAGUCUCCAGCUUAGCACGGCCCGACUCACGAAGGCUCCAACCUCAACAAAGCGCUUCCUAUAUCAGAAUCCCCCAGCCUGCCUCCUGGCGCUACAGCGGCUGGGGACUCACGCUCAUCAGGUGAUCUGGGCACAGCUGCUAGAGCAGGCAUGGAGAGAGUGGGAGCAGCAGCACGUGGCCCUUGCCCAGUCAUGUGAUGCUGGUCAGGCUGCUUCAAAUGCUGUCAUUCUUCAAGGUUUGGGAAUGUCAGAUAAACACGCUUCCUUCACAAAUUUGGAUGGUAAAGUGACAGUCACUCCGCACAGCAAUUGCAAGGUUGUCGUGAACGGGGUGCCCGUCACGACCAAGACAAAGCUGCAGCAUUUGGUAAACUGUCCUGCCAGGCCACAGAAUUUCCUAAGUCCUAGCCGAGAGCCAGGAGAAGGGUUCUUGUCAGCACUGCACUCUCCCGACCUCCAAGGCGCGCUCACCCGGUGCAGGGCUCGCCUCGCGCAUGCGCGCUGCGGGCGAGGCCGGGGUCGACACAGGGGCAGGCACAGGGGCAGGCGUAGGCGCAGGCGCAGGGGCAGGCGCAGGGGCAGGCGCAGGGGCAGGCGCAGGGGCAGGCGUAGGCGUAGGCGCAGGGGCAGGGGCAGGGGCAGGCGUAGGCGCAGGCGCAGGGGCAGGCGUAGGCGCAGGCGCAGGGGCAGGCGCAGGGGCAGGGGCAGGGGCAGGCGCAGGGGCAGGCGUAGGCGCAGGCGCAGGGGCAGGCGCAGGGGCAGGCGCAGGCGCCAGGGCCGGCGCAGGAUGCGCCGAGGAACAAAAUCCAGAAGCUGUGACAGCCCUGGGAUUCUGAGUCCGAAAUCUCCCCCUGCCCCUGCCCCUAUAACCCAGCAGGAACCUGGAGGUUCCGGGAGGCGAGAGCGCAGCGUCCACCUGCGCCCCCUCCCCGGGCCUCGGGUGGGGGUCCUGAGCCCCUGCCCUCACCACCGCGCUCAGGGUGGGUCCCUGGGUGGGUCCCUCCCUCCCCCAGCAUCCACCCCCAGCAUCCAGCUGCCCUCCCAGCCAGCGUGGCGGCCCGGCCAGGGUGAACAGGCCCUAGACCCUGGUGAGGACGCGGGUCCUCAAGAAGCCAGCGGCAUGGGCAGCUCUGGCGAGUCAGACUCAGGACUUCAGGGCACUGUGGAGCCCACAGGUGCUGUCAACAAGGGGGACGGCAGAGCAGACCCCAGUGUCCUGGCUGUGUUCCAGGACUAUGUCAAACUGAUGUCGCUGGUUGCAGAAGCAAAUCAGAUGAGUGACGAGCUGGAGGAGGGACUUAAAAUGGAGCUGAAGGUGAAGCAUUUGGCAUUGUCAGAUUCCAGGGGCUACGAGCUACAAAAAGAGGUCAUGGUGAAGGUGACCAACCAGGGGACUCAUGAGGUGUGGGUUUGGUCAAAAGCCAAGUUUAUCAAUAGGAAGUUCCUAAUGGAAGAACUUUAGCAGCAUUUUCUAGAUGGGGAAGACAGCCACGUGGCUCAAGACAAUGACCCUUUCUGGGACCCUGUGGAGGUCGUGCACCUGGGUUCAGCGCACAUCUGGCUGCAGUCACUUGCCUACUGCACAAAGCUGGAGGAGCAGACGGAGGUCCUGAACUGCGACGGGCUGGAGGAGGUGGUGCUGCACAUCUGCAUAGCUCCCUGCUCCCCGACAGGACAAGCACGUGGUGGGGAGGAUGUGGUUAUUGACCCUUUGGAGCUGCUGGGCAAGAGGAUCGAUUUCCAGAUUGACAUUGUCUGGUGCCUUGGCGUGUGGCUCAAGGAAGAUGCAGAGUGGGGCAUUCAGAUAGGGUACAGAAUUUAUAACCUUCCAAACACUUUACAUACCAAACCUGGGUGGAAAACUGAAUCCCAAAUUGAAGAGACUGUCCAAUUUGCAGCUUUAAAUGCAUCUCCAGAGUUUCUGAAUUAUUUACAGACAAAUGCUCUCAUUAUUGACUUAUGGGCCCUUCAAGAAGGCUGCGCUGAGCUAAGCUGCUCUCAGCUGGACCUCUUCGUCACAGGUGAAGGCCACGCCAUGGUAGACACCAAGAAAAUUUCCGCUGUGAAGGACACAAGCCAGACUACAUCAAACCAGAUAUCAGAACUUCAUCUGAAACUGCUCAAGUUAGAGCAGAAUACGGAACUUUUCAGAAACAUUAACAUUAACAGAGUGCUAAGAGAAGAAAACGUGCUUCUCAAAGAUCACUUGAAAAACACCUUUGCUUUUCCCUCAGCCCUCAAGCCUUCCAACACACUGAAGACACCUGGGGUGACAGUGCAAUUGCCAUCAGCCACAGAGGUUAAUCAAAUGUGCACUCAGCAAGCAAGCUGCGACAGAGACUUUGCCAAAGCUCUCAAGGUGUUCUACCAAAGCAUGAACAUGGCCAGAGGGCAGUUUCUCAGACUGAGACAGCAGAAACCUCCUGAAGAUGGUCAAAUGCUUCAGCCAUUUGUACACCAACAGUCGCAGAUGUUAAAGGAUUUGGGGGACCUUCCUGAAUCCAGUUUGUGGAAGCUGAAAAACGAUGUUGCUCUUACAGUGAAAAAGAAGAAAGAAUAUUUAUUGCAUAUCAAAUAGUGAGGAUACACCGGCAAAAAACUGAAAACAAGCGAGCUCUGAAUUGUGAAGAUUAUUUCUGUAGCUAAUGAGCUUAAUUAACCCAUUUCCAUUUCUUCUACCAUUUAAAAAUGAAACUCCUCUCGUUCAGUUUGAUUUUAAAUAAUGUAAAAAUGAGUCCACAUCCAGGGAGAAGGUGAGAGGGGAGAGAUCUGAGGUGCACGAUUAGCACUCUGAGCUCUGCGAUUAGACUGCCUCGGGUUAAAUCCAUCACUUACCAACUGCGUGAUCUGGGGCAGCUGACUUCCCCUCUCGAAGCCUCUUUCCUCAUCUGUUGUAUGGGAAUUGUAUUAGUAUUUACUGUAGAUGAUUAAUGAAUAUAAAAUUCCUAGAAUAGUGCCUGGCACACAGAAGCAAUCCAUAAGCACUCACGAUUAACAGUUUUAUGGUAAAUAGUUUGAAACUUCAAAUGAAGCUCUUUUGAUAAAUUUCUUGCCAUCUGGCCAACAAUAAUUAUUUCAUGCCCCUCAUUUUGUACCCUUGCCCUAAACAAGUUUGAAUUCUCCCUCCACUUACCUUCUCUUUCCACGGGCUUACCUGGACUACUAUACGUUCGGUUCCCCAAGCAGCGCUAGUGCCUGUACGGUGGGACCUGCUCAGUGCUGGGGGUGGGGCGCAGAGGUUACGACUGUUAGUGAGAAGAUCUGCUGGGGGUCAGUCAAUCCCGAAGCCGACCUUCAUUCCACAAAUUGAUUGAUGGGUCUUGGUUUAGGACAAACAGGCACUGAGCGCUCUGGGGAGAGGCUGUAAAGGAACCCUUUGUGGCUGAGGACAGACUCUACUAACAACAACAGCAGUGAUAAGG